GUCAGUCACUUUAAAAACGUACUAAAAAACUAUCUACCCAACCCGAGAGUUUGGUUCUGAUCCAUGCUUCGGGAGAGGCUUUUAUGUUGAAGCAACCAACCCCCAGUUUCUGUUGAUGCAUAAACUGUUGCUAUAGAGACGUGAGUAAACAUCUGAACCAGCUCAUCCUGUUUUCAACUAACAUGUUGCACACGUCAAAAGGGGAAAAUUGAUUAUAUAUAGAUAUCCCUGAACAUCCGGUUCUGGAUGAAAAAACGUAAAUUUGAAGUUUUUUAAAUGAAGUCUGGUCUAGUGCUGCCAAUCUCGAAUAAUCUCGAAACAACCCGCGAGGCUUCAGCCUGUGUUUUGUUUUUAAGCCUUUUUAGAGUUAAGGUCCGAGUUCAGGAGAGUUAGCGUUAGUUGGAGCAUAUUUCACCUGAACGGAAGCAUUUGGACCGGCAUGCGGGUCUCCCAGGUUUCGGCCCGACUUUACCUGGGUGAUCUGGACUCGGCGCUGAACGCCGCUGUGUUGACCAGCAGGAACGUCUCGCUCAUCGUCAACGCCAGCGGAUUGCUGGACCUCCCCUACCCAGCGCCCGACGGCCUGCAGGUCCUCCACGUCCCAGUCCAGGACCGGCCCCAUGCCCAGCUGGGUCAGUACUUUGACCCGGUGACGGAGCGGAUCCAGCAGAACCAGGCCGGGUCCACUCUGGUCCACUGCACGGCGGGUCGAAGCCGCUCCGCAGCACUGGUCAUGGCUUACCUGAUGAGAUCUGAAGGCUUCAGCCUCCGUCAGGCCCACGAACUGGUUCUGGAGCGCCGGCCGUUUAUCCGACCCAACGCCGGGUUCUGGAGGCAGCUCAUGGAGUAUGAGAGGGAGCUGUCGGGUCAGAACACGGUGAGAAUGGUGGGGACGGCAGCCGGGGUUCUGCCUGAGGCCCUGCCGGACCCGGACGGAGCCGAGUACUGUGUGAACGUCUGAACGCGGUUGUGACCCAAACACAAGAUACCAGAACCAGACAGAGACAAGAAAACACGAACAUGGU
Xiphophorus couchianus (Monterrey platyfish) is the source of this 1025-nucleotide messenger RNA. Its product is annotated as dual specificity protein phosphatase 14. The transcript has 3 exons. The record is from RefSeq and is a predicted model, not a curated record. The coding region runs from base 440 to 961 and encodes 173 amino acids. Gene Ontology annotation, biological process: protein dephosphorylation. NCBI's taxonomy places the organism in Eukaryota, Metazoa, Chordata, Actinopteri, Cyprinodontiformes, Poeciliidae. Gene Ontology annotation, cellular component: cytoplasm.